Molecule: messenger RNA, 1306 nt
Organism: Cotesia glomerata
Lineage: Eukaryota; Metazoa; Arthropoda; Insecta; Hymenoptera; Braconidae
Gene: Uev1A
Product: ubiquitin-conjugating enzyme E2 variant 2
Exons: 5
Coding region: 223-657 (144 amino acids)
Biological process (GO): DNA damage tolerance; protein K63-linked ubiquitination
Cellular component (GO): nucleus
Source: RefSeq, a predicted model, not a curated record
UGAUGAAAUUAUGAAAGUAAAUUUUAGAUUUUUCUAAAAGAGUGUUGUCUCGACACGAGUGAUAUAUAUAGUUUAUACAACGAGACAACCUCUAAGGGAGGUUGGUUGAAGUUUGAUCAAAAUAAUUUGACACUAAAACUUAAUAAUUACAAUUAAUCCAGGAUAUCCGGCUAGACGGAGUUAUUAAGAAUAAAAUAACGUGUUCUGCUAAAUUACGAUAUCAUGGCGGUUCCCACGGCCGGUGUAGUGGUUCCUAGAAAUUUCCGUCUGUUGGAAGAAUUGGAGCAGGGACAAAAAGGUGUUGGAGAUGGUACAAUUAGUUGGGGAUUAGAAAAUGAUGAUGACAUGACUCUGACUCAUUGGACCGGAAUGAUUAUCGGACCACCUAGGACACCGUAUGAGAAUAGAAUGUACAGUUUAAAAAUUGAUUGCGGGGCUAGAUACCCAGAUGAUGCACCGAGUGUAAGAUUUUUAAGUAGAAUCAACAUGAAUUGUAUCAACAGCAACACUGGAGCGGUGGAUAAUCGCAGUGUGCCUAUGUUGGUCAAAUGGCAACGAGAAUACACAAUUAAAACAGUUUUGCAGGAACUCCGUCGUUUAAUGACGUUGAAAGAGAAUAUGAAACUAUCCCAACCACCUGAGGGAAGUACUUUUUAGCCUAGCCACAACAACAAUUUGUAUCUUCCUUUUUACUGCGGCAAGAGGCAACAUCAAGGUGUACCAAAUAAAUAAAUCCUACUCUUACUUUUAUUUUAUUAUAAUUAUUAUAAUUAAUAUUAUUCUUAUUAAUAUUAUUAUAAUUACUAUUAUUAUUUCUAUUUCUAUUAUUAUUAUUAUUUGGUGGCCUUUUUCCCCUUGAAAUAAAAAGGACAGAAACAAUAUAAGUUAAGUAUACUGUAAUUCAGGCACAUAAAUACAUACACUUAGACAUUUAAAAGUGAAAAAGUCAUACUUUUUUUGUGUUUAAAUGAAUUAUAGCUGUCUUUUGAAAUUGAAGUGUUAUAAAGAAAUAAGAUUGUGGCUGCUAUGAUAAAUAUUUUUCAGCCGAAGUCAAUUUCAAUUUAAUUAUUUCUCAAACAAAUUAUGUCAUUCUUAUUGGAAAAAACUUCAACUUUAGAAUUUUUUGAUCGCAUAAUUAAUUUUUAGUUUAGUGCUAAUGAAUUACAAUUUUCAUUUUUUAUUAAUGAUGUCAACCUUUAUGCAUUUCCUUUAAACUAUUUUCUGUAAAAUUGUAAUUAUAGAAUCAACAAUGCGAUUAUCAGUACAUAUACUAUUUGUAUAUUAAUUAAAUGGAAUAACAAAUUGG